Amoebophrya sp. A120 is the source of this 2277-nucleotide messenger RNA. NCBI's taxonomy places the organism in Eukaryota, Dinophyceae, Syndiniales, Amoebophryaceae. The record is from the annotation of a GenBank genome assembly.
GCAGGAAUCUUUAGUGCAACAUUCAGGACCAAUCAGAAUCUCGUUUCGCAAUGUCUGGCUCGCCUGAUAGUUGUAGUUGAGGUGGUAUCUAAACGGCAUCCUUCGCCACUUACUUGUUUUUUGUUUCGAAAGAACGCAAAACAACUGCAUACGUACUAAGGGCGCUUCGAAACACCCGUUGAUUAUUUGUACCUAAAAACCACACGACCAUGGCUACUUCCAGCACUUACUGGGCCGCAGGGGCCAGUACGAAGCUGGACGAGAUUCUGAUGAAAGCCAAGCAGGAUUGCGACCUGAUGGAGCAGAAGGCCGAGGAGCAUCGGGCGGUUCUGAACGCAGCCCUAUUCGCCUUUCACGCGGAGAUCGGGCGCGUGAAGAAGGACCGGCGGGGCUUCGAGGACCUGUGCAUCAAGAUCGAGCUAGAGCUCGACAAUGCCAAUGAGCAGCUCAGUUUGCUCGAUCGCGAGGACGCCAAGAUUCAGUACCGCGAGGACCGUAAACAGCUGCUGCGCAUCACGGAGCGCCUGAUUGCCCGGGAGAGCGAAGAGAAGCAAAAGUGGGAGCAGAUGCUGCAGUUUCUGCAGACCAAUUUCGACCUGAGCCCGGCAACGUUGGCGGCCGCAGCGUCAACGGCAUCAAGUGCUCCCUUCAAGAACCACCUCGAGGAGCAAAGUGCCAGGCCAAAGUUGUCCCACGGUGGAACAACCACAGGAGGGCUUGCCGCGACCCCCACCGAUGGACACAACGGCGGUGCAACAUCGCGGCAACCUCUGCACAGUGGAGCAGCCGACGACAUGAACAACGCUUCCAGGACGGGGUUUUCUUCUCUUUUCACUUCCGUCAGCGACGCGGCCAACCGUGCGGGCAGUAUGCUUUCGGAGACCUUGUAUGGGGGCCCUUCGGUGACCGGUUCGGGGGACGGUAGAAGCAAUGUGAACCUCCCAGCAGGUGGUGGGGGGAAUGGCUCUUCGCGUCCCGCAUCUACUACGAGCAGUAGCGCUGCGUCCUCGACGAAAGGACAUCAGCACGCCACGCGCCCGAGAUUGCAGGAAGAGCGGCAAAUAAAUGGCGGCCAGCAGCACGGUAGUAGUUUUUCAAAUCCCACGUCGACGUCUCGAGCGAACAAUGUCGAGAAGCUCCGGUCUUUAGGUGGUGGAGGAGGUGGGCCGACGAGUGCCGGGUCGAUGAAUUCUACCACUUUUACCUCAGCGUCGUCGCCAAACGACAGCGGAAGUGCGUACCCCCCUUUAUUCGGCAGCGCCACGGCUAGUAGAAAUGCAGCAUCCGUGCCGGAGUAUGGCAGCCACCACACGUCGACCAGAGAACAACAAGAGCAAAACGUCGGCCCGGCGUCCGCGUCUGCGUUUGACAACAGGAAUGCGAACGUGCGUGGGGGCUUUAAUCCGCUGCGCAUGACCCCGCCGUCUUCGUCAGGAAGCGGCACGAGCGCCACGAAUAGACGGCUUGCGGCUUUGGAGGCGGACGUGGUCGGGAUUCUAUCGGAGGACCAAAACCUGAAAUCCAGCGCAGUGGGGGCGUUCCAUCACAGUAGGGCAGGGGACCAGCACCUGCUCCAGCAAGAGGCCAAUUUAGACGAGCGCUUCGUGCGGAAGUGCGAAGAAUUUCGAGACGCCGUGCUCAGCCAUCGACCGAGGCCGGGAGGCAGCGGAGGAGCCGCGCAGCAGUUGUAUCCGGGGGAUGGAGGCGAGUCUUUGGCACUGAACCGCCGGAAUUGGCAAAAUCUGUUGCUGCCGCAACUGGAAAGAUCGGUUGACCAAAUGCGCAAUCAGCGCAAAGAGAUGGCGGUCCGCGGCGGGGCCAAACCAGAGGUGCUGCAGCGCGUCGACGCGCAGUUGGAUCGCAGACAGCAGCUGCAAAGGACAUUGAGAAGUUUACUUCUGGCUUAAGAUUUUUACCAUCAAUGACAAGGCUAUCAUGUGUUGAUGAAGAGACUCUCCGUGAAGCUGUACGAUUGGCUCCACCAUUAUUUUCACAUCUUCUCUAUUUGAUGCGAAGUACUAAAUCAGUCGGGUUGGCCGAAUUGUGUGACUUGCGUUCGGCUGAAAAACGCGGCACCAACUUCUCAAUGGUGCGUAUUAUAUCCUGUUCGAGCCAGACGGAACAUUGCCCUUUCUAAUGAAGCAGAAAUCUGUCGACUUUUUUUAUCUCGGUCCUUGUGCGAUGUCGAUGAAACUUGAAACACAAGAAUCACGAAGUCAGUCUUAUUUAGCGAUCGGUUUUGCUGCCUUUUUUGUCCAAUUACACGACUGACUGGCC